CAGGAAGUGACACGGCGGGGCGGAGCGGCGGAGCGGCGGUGGCAGCGGCAGCAGCAGCGGCAGCAUGGCAGCGCGGCGGGCGUGAGCGCCGGCCUCGGCACCCGGCACCCGGCCCGCAGGCUGCAGUGGCCAACAUGGAUUUUCUCAUCAUCUGUCCCUUUCUGCUGGCCUUGCUGCUGUCCCAGGGCAGCUUCACAGACCUGGAAAAACAGAGAGUAGACUCUGGCUUGGAAAUCUAUAAGAAGCUGUUUGAGGUGAAGCGCAAGGACCAGAUGAAUGCUCUGAAGAACUUGAUUGAGCUCAAUGACGUCAACCAGCAGUACAAAAUCAUUGACAUCAUGCUCAAGGGACUCUUCAAAGUGCUGGAGGACUCCCGUGCUGUGCUCAUCGCUGCUGAUGUGCCUCCUGAUGGGCCCUUCCCUCAGGAUGAGAAGAUAAAGGAUGCAUACUCCCACGUGGUGGAGAACACUGCCUUCUUUGGGGACGUCGUCCUGCGCUUCCCCAAGAUUGUGCACCACUACUUCGACCGCAACUCCAACUGGAACAGCCUCAUCCGCUGGGGCAUCGGCUUCUGCAACCUGACGGGUGUGUUCGAGCAGGGACCCCACUCCCAGGUCCUGCGGCUGAUGGCUCAGGAGCUAGGAAUCAGCGAGAAAUCACCUGAUUACCGUAAUCCCUUUAAAACAGACCAGUCAGAGUUUUUCCCCAGUGCUGACACCUUUCAGAAGGCGCUGCGGGAUGAGGAGAAGAGGAGGAAGAAGGAAGAGAAGCGGAAGGAGAUCCGCAAGGGCCCACGCAUCUCCCGCUCACAGUCGGAGCUGUAGCAGUCUGGGACUUGUGCCUUGCAGUCGGGGUGGCACCACUGGGACACAGAGUGGCUUGCUCCCUUUUUGGCAGCUUUGGGCCGGUGCCUGGCUGUUCCCUUUCCAUUUGUGCUGUGGGUUUUGUUUUGUUGCCUUUCAUUUUUGUUCAGUGGAGGUUGCGUGGUGGUGCUGGUGGGUUGGCCCACGGGGGCUAAGGUGGGAUACCCCUUCCACAGAGGUAAAGCACAGACAGGACAGCACUGGGGCCAUCCCCUGGUCAGGGUGUUGCUGCCUGUGGGGAAGUAGGGUGUGGGGGACAUGCCUCUGGUGGAGCCCCAGGAUUCUUCCUCACUGCAGCACACCCCACGCUGAAUGUGCCUCCUCCAACACGGGUGGGCUGGGGAGUGCAUCACACCAAACAGCCUCAUGAGCAAUGCUGCUUCUCUUAGAUUUGCUUUUUGUUGAGCUAAACGGGUGAUCUCAUUGGCACCCCCCGCUGGGUUCUACCUGGUCUCUGCACAGCUGCUACCUCUGCCAGAUCAGACCUUCCCUUUUCCCAGCGGCUGUUCCACUGAACAACGUGCUUUUCAUUGUCCAGAUGUAGUUGAAAAUGCCGAUGGCAGCUGUUCCUGGCCGAUGGCAUCUCGGGGCCACCGCAGGUCAUUCCCUCAGAGAGGCAAAUGCCCGGUGAAUUUUUGGACAGGAGGAAUUUCGGUACUUGGUCUCUUUGCAGCCAGUGGGUGGCUGUAGAGCAAGUGAUGCUGAAGAUGCUGGGGAAUGGGCCCUGAGCCGCUGAGAGCCUGUCCCGCAGCUCAGGGCCCAUCCCUUCUCUUUGGGGCUCAUCCUCUCUAAAUGAGUCCCCAAAGGCCCUUGUCAGAGGACAGCCAGACGGGGGCAUGUGGUGAUAGCAGGGCCGAAGCAGGGAGGGAGCCAACUAGAGGGGCUGCAACCCUCCACCCCUCCACCGAGUGUCUGGGCUGCCAUGGGGACAGAGGUGAGGGGCUGGCCCAGGACCCGACACAGCCACCCUGUGAUUCCUCACGUGUGCCGAUGGCCUCGCAGCAGAGCGGGCUCUUGCAGAGGGGCCUUCCCCAAGGAGCCGGUUCUCUGCUUCCGGCUGGUGACGUCACAGCCUUUGAGGAAAGGGAAACGUCCCGGGUUUUUUAACAGCAGAGCCAAGUCCCUCCAGUGAGGGGAGGGGGUGGCAAUGGGCGCAUUUGGUUUUUCUUGAAUAAAAUUGACUUUAUUAUUUUUUUUUAAAUAGAAGAA
Messenger RNA from Haemorhous mexicanus (house finch), 2072 nucleotides. It is a transcript of the gene CCDC134, whose product is annotated as coiled-coil domain containing 134. Lineage: Eukaryota; Metazoa; Chordata; Aves; Passeriformes; Fringillidae. Bases 135 to 824 code for a protein of 229 amino acids. The record is from RefSeq and is a predicted model, not a curated record. The transcript has 7 exons.